GCUCGCCCCACUCCCGCCCAGCGCAGCCGCCGCGGCGGGGCCGGCACCUCCCCGAGUGCCGCACCAUGGGCAGCCAGGGCUCCAAAGCGGCGGGCGGAGAGCCCGACACCGCCAAGGCCAACGGGCAGGAGAACGGCCAUGUCAUCUACAACGGGGACAUGACGCCCAAGGCGGGGGUCGAGGCGUCCCCCCAGAACGGGAACGGCUCGGCGGAACCCCCCAAGGAGGAGAGCCAGGGCGGAGCGGACGCCAUCGAGCCCGCCCCGGCCGCCUCGGACGGCGGCGACCCCCAAGCCGAAGGAGCCGCGGCCCCUAAGGACGCCCCCAAGAAGAAGAAGAAGUUCUCGUUCAAGAAACCCUUCAAGCUGAGCGGCAUCUCCUUCCGCAAGAACAAGAAGGAAGCCGGGGACUCCUCGGGCUCCUCGCCCACCGAGGAGCAAGGAAAGAGCGCCGAGACCCCGCCGGGGGGGCUGCAGCCUUCGGCUCCCCCCGAGGAGGAGGAGCAGCAGCAGCAGGGCGGCGAGGGGACCGAGCCCAAGGAUGGAGGAGAAGCCGAGGAGGAGGAGGAGAAGCAGCAGCAGCAGGGAGGGGAGAGCCACGGAGACACAGCCAAACCCGAGGAGCCCACGAGGGAGCAGAAGGAAGAGUAGAGAGCGCUCGGGCGCGGUCCUGUGCUCCGCGGGGACCCGCACAGCGCCCUCGGCCCCUCCCUGCCACGGACUCGCCCGCACCGCCCGAGGACUGACACGCACCGCGCACCCGCUCCUCCCCUCGCAGGUAUUUUCCUCUCUCUGUCCCUUCCCCGCCCCGUUCCUGGUAGGAAAAAAAAAAAAAAAAAAAAGGAAAAAACAACAACAACAAAAAAGCUGGUUUGGAUUCCCAUCGCCGCCGCCGCUUUGGAGUAGUUUGAGCUGAAUUCUUUGGGGGAAAAAAAAAUAACAGCGACGGAAGAAAAAAAAAAAAAACCACCGCAACAAACUGAGGAGGAAGAUUUGUCCCGGAUGCCUCUGGAGUUUACAGUUUGUAAGAAGCCGGAUCCCCAAAUCCUGCUCUGGAUCUCUCCAGACUGUCCCCUCUCCUCCCGGUCACACUGACUGUUCAAAGGGAUUUUUGAUUUUAUUUUUUUUUUCCCCUUUUUCUUUUUUUUUUCCUUUAUUUCUCAGUUUACAUUCCUGGUUCUGACUUUUCAUUUCAAGUGGGGUUUUUUUUUUGUGCUUUUUUUUUUUUUAUAUAUAGAAAUCGACGGUUUAAAAAGCUAAUCUGGUUAGGUUUUGUUGGUUUUUUUUUUUAAAUAAUGUCUUCUAUUGGCUUAAAACCAUAAAGCUUGUAAGUCCGCUGUGUUUAAUUCUGCUUUAAGGGGUAACUUUUGGGGUGUGGGGUGGACACAGGGGGGACCCUGCCAGCUGUAUAAUGUGAAGCCAACGUCGUUUCUUUCUUUCUUUCUUUUUUUUUUUUUUGUUUUUCCUCUGUAAAUAAUUUUUUUAAUGGCCAAAAAAAAAAAAAAAAAAAAAUACAACCGCCGCACUCGAUCUGCGAUUUUCUAACUUGUAAAAAAAAAAAAAAAAAAAAAAAAAAUCACCAAAAAAGCUGUAACAUUGGAAAGGAAUAAACGGUGACCCCUUGAUGGGAGAGCUCGAGUCCUUCUUGUCCCGAGUGGCAGCGGGGGAAGGCGGCAGUUGCUCCUUUAUCGCGACAGCUGCUGCGGUUAAUCAGCGCUCGCCGUUAAUUGACUCGCAGCAGAUGCAGAGCCCCGGCCACAAAGGACCAGCCCAGCCCCGCCUCGGACCUGUUCUCCUCCCCAUCCCGCUUUUUUCCUUCACAAAACCCCUCGGGAUGAGGCGAAAUCCCCGGUGGGAAGCUGGGCUCCCUUGAAA
This is a messenger RNA of Hirundo rustica (Barn swallow), 1874 nucleotides long. RefSeq names its product MARCKS like 1 (gene MARCKSL1). Gene Ontology annotation, molecular function: calmodulin binding; actin filament binding. Gene Ontology annotation, cellular component: cytoplasm; plasma membrane. The record is from RefSeq and is a predicted model, not a curated record. The coding region runs from base 66 to 650 and encodes 194 amino acids. Gene Ontology annotation, biological process: central nervous system development; actin filament organization. The transcript is spliced from 2 exons. NCBI's taxonomy places the organism in Eukaryota, Metazoa, Chordata, Aves, Passeriformes, Hirundinidae.